This is a messenger RNA of Humulus lupulus (European hop), 1591 nucleotides long. Its product is annotated as ribose-phosphate pyrophosphokinase 4. The record is from RefSeq and is a predicted model, not a curated record. Gene Ontology annotation, cellular component: cytoplasm; ribose phosphate diphosphokinase complex. Gene Ontology annotation, biological process: 5-phosphoribose 1-diphosphate biosynthetic process; purine nucleotide biosynthetic process. Gene Ontology annotation, molecular function: ribose phosphate diphosphokinase activity; magnesium ion binding. The transcript has 7 exons. Bases 86 to 1336 code for a protein of 416 amino acids. Lineage: Eukaryota; Viridiplantae; Streptophyta; Magnoliopsida; Rosales; Cannabaceae.
UCGGUAGUCAGCUCAACUGGACACGAACCAAAGCUAUCGCCGUGGUCGGAACUGAUAAACUAACCGGAGAACCAGCGACCGCCACAUGGCGGCGGCCACUCGACCUCUUCCGUCGUCGCGCACUAAUCCCGCAUGCCCACACGCGCUCAAAUCUUUAAAACCUUCUUCACCUUCCCCUUUCUCUCUUCCUCUUCCUUCGAAAUCGUCACUCUCCAAUGGCUUGAACUACAACCAGAAGAGGUUCGCCGUCCAGGUCCGGAGCGAGAUCAAGAGCUUUGAAAACUCUCAGAAUUGGACUAUUGAAGCCGAUUCUUUUCGAUUCGUCCCGAAUUCUUCGUCUCAUUCUUCCUCAUCACUUUCCAUGGCGGCUUCCACCUCCGUUGCCAAGACUUCCAAGAAGGUCUGCCUUUUCUAUUGCGCUGAGACCAAGGCACUCGCCGAAAGAGUUGCUGCGGAGUCUGACUCCAUUGAGCUUCGUUCAAUUACCUGGAGGAAAUUCGAUGAUGGAUUCCCCAAUAUAUUCAUUCCCAAUGCCCACGGCAUUCGUGGGCAACAUGUGGCGUUCUUGGCUUCAUUUAGUUCCCCAGGAGUUAUCUUUGAGCAGCUCUCUGUAAUCUAUGCUUUGCCCAAAUUGUUCAUCUCCUCAUUCACAUUGGUCCUUCCAUUUUUCCCCACGGGAACUUCUGAGCGUAUGGAGGAUGAAGGAGAUGUUGCAACAGCUUUCACUCUCGCUAGGACUUUAUCGAAUAUACCAAUUUCAAGAGGUGGACCUACUAGUAUAGUGACAUUUGAUAUCCAUGCUUUGCAGGAGAGGUUCUACUUUGGGGACAAUAUUUUACCAUGUUUCGAGAGUGGGAUACCUCUGCUCAAAAAUAGGCUUCAAGAGCUUCCUGAUUCGCACAAUAUAUCCAUUGCUUUUCCCGAUGAUGGAGCAUGGAAAAGAUUUCAUAAGCAGCUGCAGCAUUUCCCAACGAUUGUUUGUGCUAAAGUUCGGGAAGGUGACCAACGAAUUGUUCGUAUCAAAGAGGGAGACCCUAGCGGACGGCAUGUUGUGAUAGUUGAUGAUUUGGUCCAAUCAGGUGGUACCCUGAUUGAAUGCCAGAAAGUAUUAGCCGCCCAUGGUGCAGCAAAAAUAAGCGCUUAUGUUACACAUGGGAUCUUUCCUAACAGAUCGUGGGAACGCUUUGAACACGAUAAUCAAGGGCACCCCGAGGAUGGUCUGACCUACUUCUGGAUAACGGACUCGUGCCCAUUAACGGUUCAACAGGUGAUGUUCAAAGCACCAUUUGAGGUACUUAGCCUCGCUGGUUCUAUAGCGGCUACCCUUCAAAUAUAAAAAGAAGAAAUACAGAACAAGCAAGCAUGGGCGCAACUCCCCUUUCUUACUAGCAUAGACUAUAUAGAGUAUGUUAAAUCUGCAGUCACAGAGAACUUGACAUUCAAGCGGCCCCAUAGAAUUUUUCUGGUUUUUUCUUUUUUUUUUCGGCACUUUGUUUUUGUUUUCAAUGCCAUCGGUUAAUAAAAUCACUUUUUUUUUACAUGCAGAAGACGUUCACAUUUACUUUUAUAUUAAGAUACCAAAUUAUUUUUU